CACUCAGAGCCUCCUGCCUCCACAGAGCAGAGGAGGCAGGAACCAAAAGGGUUAACCGGAGUCCUGGAGUCUUCUGAGUCUGCUGGGCGGAGUGGAAGGAGCGGGAUUGGAUGACUGGGCUGUGACGCAGGGGACAUGAAAAAGCUGAUAACUAGUUAAGAAGGCAGUUUGUAACUCUGGAAAAAGAGUGCAGAGCUUGAGACACGUUAAGCAGAGGACGUGGAUGAACCAGAGAAAGCUGAGCCGUCCUGGCGGUGAGGAGCUGUUAGAGACUGCAAAGUGACUCCGAACUGCGGACAAUGGUGCAGCACACGGACCACGGCGAGACGGAUGGCAGCAUGUCCAGGGAGGCCACCGACUCGGAGGAGAGCGAGUUUAUGGCAUGCAGCCCCGUGGCAAUCAACCCGGACUGGUGCAAGACGGCCACCGGGCACAUCAAGAGACCCAUGAACGCCUUCAUGGUCUGGUCCAAGAUCGAGCGGAGGAAGAUCAUGGAGCAGUCCCCAGACAUGCACAACGCGGAGAUCUCCAAGCGCCUGGGCAAGCGGUGGAAGAUGCUGAAGGACAGCGAGAAGAUCCCGUUCAUCAGAGAGGCCGAGCGGCUGCGGCUCAAACACAUGGCCGACUACCCCGACUACAAGUACAGACCCAAGAAGAAACCAAAGCUGGACGGCUCCAAACCCUCGGCGUCGUCACCGGAGAAGUGCGGCAAGAUCGCCAAGACUCCCAGCAAGAAGUGCUCCAAGAUCAAGACCAAGAGCGGCUCCAAGACCGCUCACGGCUACGCGGAGGACUGCGUGUUUCCCAGCAUAAAAGUUGCAAAGACUGUGAAAAGUGAGCUCACCGAUGAGGACGACGAUGACGAGUAUGAAGAGGACUACCGGAUGGGCUUUAAGGCGGGAGAGGAGGAGCGCCUGAGGCCGUACGGCGUCGCCAAAGUUCCGGCGAGCCCGACUCUCAGCUCCUCGGCGGAGUCGGAGGGGGCGAGCAUGUACGAAGAGGUGAGGAGCCACAAUAGACUGUUUUACAACAUCAAGAGCAUUUCCAAGCAGGGCGCGCUGCACGCUGCCUCCGUCUCACCAGCAUCCUCCAGGUCGGUGUCCACCUCCUCCUCCUCCUCCUCCAGCAGCAGCAGCAGCAGCGGCUCCUCGUCCGGGGAGGACGCGGACGACCUGCUGUUUGACUUUAGUUUGAAUUUCGCUCCGAGCGCCGCGGGCUCCGAGCUGGGCAACCCCAAUUCAGGAAACCUGUCCCUGUCUCUGGUGGAUAAGGACCUGGACUCGUUCAGUGAGGGCAGCCUGGGCUCCCACUUUGAAUUCCCAGACUACUGCACGCCAGAACUGAGCGAGAUGAUCGCAGGGGACUGGCUGGAGGCGAACUUUUCCGACUUAGUCUUCACAUACUGAAGAAAAAACACAGAAACUGUUCCUCUAGUAAUAACAGAGAAGGAAGAUAUGAAAUUAUAUGUCCUGGUCAGAUUGUCCCCAGCCCUGCCUCUUGUGGGUUUUCUAGCAGAGGGAGGAGGAGGAGGAGGAGGAAGAGGAGGACCGUGAUCCGAGGUGAGGUUUGAGGAAUGAGAUGCUUCUGAAGCUGGUAGCAGAAAAAAAGAGAGGAGAAAAAAAACGGCAAGGUCUGCAGACUUUUUUUUAUCUGACAGCAUGACAGGGUUUUCUGGAUUUUUUUCCCUCAUAGGUCUGCAUUUACUGCUCAGCUUAACCAGACCACAAAGGGAAGAACUUCUAUGCAUCUUAUCCUCUUCAAGACAAACAAAAACAAACUGCAGGGAGCUGAACUCGGACUGUGGACUGUCUCAAAGCAAAUCUGUGAACUGAAGAUUGUUCAGGAUGCUACUUUUCAACGGUUUGUGUAAUUUCUAAAUGCCGCAAAAAUGGUUUUGUUUUUAUUUUUUGAUUUUUUGGUUCGGUUUUUCCUUUUUGUAACUGAUUCCUUUUACCUCCUGGUUUGGAAAAAUCAAGCAGCCUAAAACCUCUGCAGAGUAUGCAGGUGCGGAGGAAACAUUUUGAUACAUAACAGACCUCAUCUUUUUAAAAGAAAAAGAUAUUUUCAGGCAUAUUUUUGUACAGUUGAAAAGGGAAUGUUCUUACUGUGCUUUCAGUGAGUUUCAGGCACUUCUUCCCUUUAUCCUUUGUUUUUACGCAUGCAAGGUGAGUCCUGGUUUUAAGGAUUAAGUUAAACAGAAGACUUGCAUCAAAAAUGCCUUGUGAUUUUAAACUAGGUUUUGUACAGUUGUAGAGCAGAUUUGUUGAGUAUUUGUAGACGAUACAAUGGCAUCAUGGGGAACACAUACCUCAGAGCUGGAACUAGUUUCAAGAUUGUAUAUGUACUGUAAUAUAGUAAAGUUAGGAGUUUAUGUAUAUCAUACUCGUGAUAUGUGGAUGGGUCCCGAUCGCAGGUGUGAAACUGGAUUUCUUUUUGGUAUUUUUUAUGGCACAUACUGUUUUUUCCCCCCCUUUCUCAUUUUUUUGUGCAAUAUAUACUCUUGAGAUACAGACCAUCAACAAUUGUAGCAAGUGAUGGAAAAACAGACUCGUGCACUGUCGACAUCAUCUCGGGUUAUGAUGCUGAAGCCUCUCUGGGCAGGGAAAUAAACAGAAUCAGCUGGAACUGAUACAAAACAACUGUAAUGUGGCCUGGUGGUGUGAUGCAUGCUAAGAAAACACAUAUAUCAAUUUGAAUGUUAUUCGGAUCUCAUAAUGGGGCAGAACUGACCGCAAAAACUCACACUUGAUUGCAAAUUAGGGAAAAUAAGAGUUCCACAGAAAAAAAGGGGCAAAGUCUGAUUCAGUGGUGGCCUGGCUUUAUUUUACCAAGCAAGCAAAAAAAGAACAUUCCAUAGUCCUGUUUCAUGAAAUGAAACUUUAUUUUAAAAUCUGAAGACUGCCUUCUUUUUUUAAAGACAUGAACCACAAACCUGUAUUUUUUAUUUCUUGCACUUAAAAAAAGCAGAUAUUGUUUAUUUUUUAUGUGGGUCUUACAUAUGAAGUUUGUUUGAUUACGAGUUUUUUGGAAUAUGGCUUAAUUAUAUGCCGAGACGUUUUGUUGGAAGUUCUGGGCAGUAGUUACUUCACAUUCCAAGUGUGAAUCUGUCUUUGACUCAUCUUUUUAAUAAAUAAGUACCUACCACCAUCCACUGUCCUUUCAGUUUGUGAAUAUAUGUACACAGAUGUGUUAUUUCUUGCGGUUUUGAAAAGGAUGUGACGACAGAAUUAUGCCUGUUUUUGUAUGUAGGCGGAAAUCUUAAAUGGAUGGGCUCAAACUAACAUGUGAAUUCACAUUUAAUAAAAAGGAGAAAAAAGCAAAAAAAAAACUGUUUUGAACUGAA
Molecule: messenger RNA, 3343 nt
Organism: Poecilia latipinna (sailfin molly)
Lineage: Eukaryota; Metazoa; Chordata; Actinopteri; Cyprinodontiformes; Poeciliidae
Product: transcription factor SOX-11-like
Exons: 1
Coding region: 300-1406 (368 amino acids)
Biological process (GO): brain development; neuron differentiation; camera-type eye morphogenesis
Cellular component (GO): nucleus
Molecular function (GO): DNA-binding transcription activator activity, RNA polymerase II-specific; RNA polymerase II cis-regulatory region sequence-specific DNA binding
Source: RefSeq, a predicted model, not a curated record